Heteronotia binoei (common prickly gecko) is the source of this 924-nucleotide messenger RNA. RefSeq names its product olfactory receptor 8U9-like. The coding region runs from base 1 to 924 and encodes 307 amino acids. Gene Ontology annotation, cellular component: membrane. Lineage: Eukaryota; Metazoa; Chordata; Lepidosauria; Squamata; Gekkonidae. The transcript has a single exon. Gene Ontology annotation, biological process: G protein-coupled receptor signaling pathway. The record is from RefSeq and is a predicted model, not a curated record. Gene Ontology annotation, molecular function: G protein-coupled receptor activity; olfactory receptor activity.
AUGAGGUCUGAGAACCUCACAUCUAUCACUGAGUUCAUCCUGGUGGGACUCACCAGCCACCGAAGAUCUCAGAUCCUGCUCUUUGUCAUCCUCCUCCUCAUCUACACAAUUACAGUCCUGGAGAACCUGGGGAUCAUCUUGGUCAUCCGGGCUGACCCUCAUCUCCACACACCCAUGUACUUCUUCCUGAAGCAUUUUGCAGGCCUAGAAAUCUGCUAUGUCACCACCAGUAUGCCCCAGAUGAUGGCUCACCUCCAGGCUGGAAAUGGAAGAAUUUCUUUUAGAAAUUGCACAGCUCAGAUGUAUGUCAGCACGUGCCUGGGCACUGUUGAAUUCCUUCUGCUGGGUGUCAUGUCCUACGACCGCUAUUUGGCCAUCUGCUAUCCCCUGGAAUACUGUGUCACCAUGGACAGGGGACGGCAGUUGCAGCUGGCUUCAGCCUCCUGGGCUGGUGGCUUCUUCUCUGCUCUCGUAUAUGUGGGCUGCGUCCUCCGCCACCCCUAUUGUGGACCCAACCGCAUCAACCACUUCUACUGUGAGUUGCCUCUCGUGCUAAAACUGGCAUGUGGGGAUACCCAUAUCACGGAGGCCAUCAUUUUUGUGUUGGCAGGGAUACUCCUGGGAGGUCCACUUGCAGCUAUCCUGACCUCAUAUACGCGAAUACUUUCCACUGUGUUACAAAUGAAGUCAACUGCUGGAAGACGCAAGGCCUUCUCCACAUGUGGCUCCCACUUGCUGGUAGUUUCCUUGUACUAUGGUACUGUUGUUUCCAUGUUUCUGAGGCCCAGGUCAAGCUCAGCUUCUGAUGCAGACAAACAAGUUGCAGUCUUUUAUGUGUUGGUGACUCCACUUCUCAAUCCUAUCAUUUACACCUUGCGCAACAAGGACAUCCAUGCGGCAGUGGCCAAAAUAUUGCGAAGAUAA